AUGAUUGCGCAGAAAUUAGCACAACUGAAACAAAGUUCAAAUCGUUGGCAGCAAAGAUCAUCCGAGAGAGCUAUCCCACAAGUCCCGGGAACUCUCAGUGAGCGCAGAAAUGCUUUAUUACAAUCCAAAAAUGUUAGUAUAUUUUGA
Molecule: messenger RNA, 147 nt
Organism: Thelazia callipaeda (thelaziosis nematode)
Lineage: Eukaryota; Metazoa; Nematoda; Chromadorea; Rhabditida; Thelaziidae
Source: the annotation of a GenBank genome assembly